UGAAUUGGGCGCGCGAAUUAGGUCUUAGCUGGCAGUGUGUUGGUACGAGCAAUAGGAGGCAUUUGAUUGAAGUGCCUUUGGCGUGAUCGGACGGUUGGCGUCGUACAAGAGGGUGACAGAUCGACGGCCGGCGUUGAGCCGUGCUGAGGGGAUGCGCGCAUUGAGCUGCGCGGCGAUCGGUGUGGCCGUCGGAUGGGAGAGAUGGACGGCUGAGAUGUGUUGGGCUUGGAGGAGGAGUAAGGGGGAGUGAUAAUAAUAACAAUCAGCGCGUUUGCUGUUUUGCUUGUAGUUGGGUUUCAUGUUUAUGAAUAGUAGGAGCAGAUAAUUUUUGUUGGGUCGCCGCCUCCUUCUGUUGUAUCAGAGAAGGGAAGGUCUCUGUUUUUUGAAAUAGGGCCUUGGUUUUUCUCUUUUCUGUGGGAUGCUUUUUUAGCCUGCUUCGGCGACAGGGUGUUUUAAAUCAAGUUUGAAACAUGGUUGGAUACGCCUUAUCUGUUCCUCGAAAGCCGGCAUGGCUGGAGGCCUUGCUGACCGACCAAUUCUUUGUCCCGUGUUCGAUUCACUUGGAGUACAAGAAAAACGAGGUUAACAUCUUCUGUGUAGACUGCAGUUCCAGCAUUUGCCAGCAUUGUCUCAUUUCCCACCGCUCUCAUCGUCUUCUGCAGGUGCGAAGAUAUGUGUAUCAUGACGUUAUUCGGCUACAUGACAUGCAGAAGCUUCUUGACUGCUCUCUAGUCCAGACAUAUAUCACGAAUAGCGCCAGGGUUGUAUUUUUGAACCAGAGACCGCAAUCACGAUUAUCCAAAGGGCAGGGGAAUUCCUGCGUUACAUGUGACAGGGUUCUGCAGGAGCCCUACCGUUACUGUUCCGUUAGAUGCAAGGUAGAUGCAGUGAAGAACAUAUCAAGUGUGUUGCAGGCAUGCAAUUCCCUUGAAUUGGCGGAGUAUUUAGAGCCAUCUCCAUCGCCAGAAAACACAAGCCCAAGCCCAAAGCCCUGUGGCAAGCUUGACAUUGAAGAAGACAUGUACCUGGAAAUGGAGGAGUCGCUGUCGUCAACAUCAUGUGCAAGUGAAAGGGAGGACUGUUGGGUUGCAAGCAACAUGCAAACCCCUGCCAUAUUUUCAUUGCCCAAGAAAAUGCGCAGCAGCAACAGCAACAGGUCACCUAAGUCUGUACUUCCACGCAGGAGAAAGGGAUUUCCUCACAGAUCUCCACUAUACUAGACGGUCACUGUUCUUAACUUUAUUACUGUGGAAGGGUGUUUAAAAUCCCGCCUUGGCGCGGCAUAAAUGUAAAAGUCCUUUUAACCCCACAAUUUUGACUUACAGUAAGUGGGAGAGGAGUUAAAGUGGAGAGAGAGAGAAAGACAGAGAUAGGGAUGACAGUGUAGUGUCAUUAAUUGAAGUCCCUUACUGCAACAUCUUUAUUUAUUCAAUAUCCUUGUCUCCGCGGGUAAUAGGAUCAACUGUGUCUCUUCUCGUGGUUUCUUUCACUGCAAUUUCAGCAUAUUUAUGGCAAUCAAGGUAAAGCCACUUGAUCACGUGCAGAUGGUCUCAGAAUUUUCUCGUGACCCGUGUUUAUUGUUUAAGCUUUCCAAUGUAUGGAAGCAUGCCCUUUGUUCCACGCUAUUUAUAAAUUUAAAUUCAACUACAGUUGACUGUCCA
Molecule: messenger RNA, 1661 nt
Organism: Cryptomeria japonica (Japanese cedar)
Lineage: Eukaryota; Viridiplantae; Streptophyta; Pinopsida; Cupressales; Cupressaceae
Product: protein RGF1 INDUCIBLE TRANSCRIPTION FACTOR 1
Exons: 5
Coding region: 471-1220 (249 amino acids)
Molecular function (GO): zinc ion binding
Source: RefSeq, a predicted model, not a curated record